AUGGCUGCCAACUUAAAAUAGUAAUUGUCAAUUGAACACGUUUACAUCAAUUCAAAACGAUGUUUUAUCGUCAAAAAUGAAUGAUGUGCAGUGUAACAGUCAGUGAUUGAGUCUCUCUUAAAACCGCUUCAUUCCAUUAACCAAUAAUUGGCACAAAUCAAUAUGAAUAAAACUAACAAAUUCCUCCUGGAAGCUGCUGCAAUUUUCGUAACAUAUUUCUACUUUGGAAUAUUACAAGAAAAAAUAACGAAAGGCAAAUACACGUAUGAGGCUACGGACGAUAAAGGAGAGAAAAUCUACCUUACGGAGAAGUACACUUACUUCCUAACCUUAGUUUUUAUUUUGUGCGCAACUAGCUAUGCAGCCGCUUGCAUAUUUUUGAAAAUUUGGCGGCCCGAUGAAGACAAGACACCGAGACUUUACUACAUAAGUAUUGCCAUAACGUACCUUCUGGCUAUGGUAUGUUCAAAUAUGGCACUCCAAUGGGUGCCAUAUCCCACCCAAGUUGUGGGCAAAUCGGCCAAACCCAUCCCAGUCAUGAUACUGGGAGUAUUGUUAGGGAAAAAAUCAUAUCCGUUUAAGAAGUACAUUUUCGUGUUGUUGAUUGUCGUUGGAGUGGUGCUGUUUAUGUUUAAAGACAAGGGCAAACCUGCGCAGCAAGACAUGGAAUUUGGUUUGGGGGAACUGUUGUUAAUCUUGUCCCUAAUGAUGGAUGGGAUGACUGGAGGAGUUCAAGAAAGGAUAAGAGCAGAGGCGCAGCCAACAGGCCAACAAAUGAUGAAAGCAUCAAAUGGAUGGUCGGUUUUAUUUCUAGGAUGCGCUCUUGUAACAACAGGUGAAGGUUUCCAGUUUUUGGAAUUUGCAAAGAGGCAUCCAAAUGUUACUGUUAAUCUAUUAGUAUUAGGAUUAACGCAAGCAGUCGGACAAAUGUUUCUGUAUAAUAUGGUUUCAGAUUUUGGGCCUUUGGUUGUCUCAGUUGUGACAACAACCCGAAAGUUCUUUACUUUCUUGGGCUCAGUUAUUAUUUUUGGGAACGCCCUAAGUGUUAGACAGUGGAUAGGAACAUUGAUUGUUUUCACUGGACUCUUCCUUGAUACGUUCUUCUCUAAGAAAGCCACCAAAAAAUCUCCCAGCAAUUAAUCUAUUUGUUGUUAAUUCUACAUAAAUUUUAUUAUUUUAUUUAUGAUAAAAACUUAUCAGUGA
Molecule: messenger RNA, 1203 nt
Organism: Tribolium castaneum (red flour beetle)
Lineage: Eukaryota; Metazoa; Arthropoda; Insecta; Coleoptera; Tenebrionidae
Gene: meigo
Product: medial glomeruli
Exons: 3
Coding region: 163-1140 (325 amino acids)
Biological process (GO): UDP-galactose transmembrane transport
Cellular component (GO): Golgi membrane; endoplasmic reticulum membrane
Molecular function (GO): UDP-glucose transmembrane transporter activity; UDP-galactose transmembrane transporter activity
Source: RefSeq, a predicted model, not a curated record